This is a messenger RNA of Hibiscus syriacus, 556 nucleotides long. Its product is annotated as SUMO-conjugating enzyme SCE1-like. Gene Ontology annotation, molecular function: SUMO conjugating enzyme activity. Bases 1 to 483 code for a protein of 160 amino acids. The transcript has 5 exons. NCBI's taxonomy places the organism in Eukaryota, Viridiplantae, Streptophyta, Magnoliopsida, Malvales, Malvaceae. Gene Ontology annotation, cellular component: nucleus. The record is from RefSeq and is a predicted model, not a curated record. Gene Ontology annotation, biological process: protein sumoylation.
AUGCCGAAUCGUAUCGCACGAAGCCGUCUUGCCGAGGAACGAAAAGCCUGGCGCAAAAACCAUCCGCAUGGUUUUGUGGCUAAGCCCGAGACAGCGCCAGAUGGGUCUGUGAAUAUGAUGGUUUGGCAAUGUGUUAUACCCGGCAAGGAAGGGACUGAUUGGGAAGGUGGCUACUUUCCUCUUACACUUAACUUCAGCGAGGACUACCCUAGGAAACCACCUAAAUGCAAGUUUCCGAAUGGGUUCUUCCACCCUAAUGUUUAUCCUUCGGGAAUUGUGUGUCUGUCUAUCCUAAACGAGCGCCAUGGGUGGAGACCAUCGAUUACAGUGAAGCAAAUUCUAGUGGGCAUUCAAGAUUUACUUGAUCAACCCAAUGCAAGCGACCAUGCACAAACCGAGGGAUAUCAGCUUUAUGUAUCGAACUCAAAUGAGUACCGGAGAAGAGUUCAACAGCAAGCUCUGGAAUAUCCACAUACACUGUAGACACAUGAAUGGUCACUAGAAAUGACGGAACUAUUACACACGUCAUUUGGCUUUUUGACUUAAUUUAUGUUUA